This is a messenger RNA of Dujonia railenensis, 261 nucleotides long. The record is from the annotation of a GenBank genome assembly. NCBI's taxonomy places the organism in Eukaryota, Fungi, Ascomycota, Pichiomycetes, Serinales, Debaryomycetaceae.
AUGGUUUCCCAAGAAUUCACUGAUAAGGCUAACGCUGUCCAAGCUUUGACUAAGCGUCCAUCUGAUGAUGAAUUAUUAAAAUUAUACGGUUUGUUUAAGCAAACUACCAUCGGUGACAAUGAAACUUCUAAACCAGGUAUGUUUGACUUGAAGGGUAAGUACAAGUGGCAAGCAUGGGCUGACUUGAAAGGUACCUCUCAAGAAGACGCUGAAACUCAGUACAUUGAACUCGCCGAUGAAUUACUCGCUAAAUACGCUUAA